This is a messenger RNA of Triticum turgidum subsp. durum (durum wheat), 384 nucleotides long. The record is from the annotation of a GenBank genome assembly. Lineage: Eukaryota; Viridiplantae; Streptophyta; Magnoliopsida; Poales; Poaceae.
AUGGCCGGUGAGAAGGUGCAGUUUGCCAUCCCCAUGGCCGCCGGCGAGAAGGAGCAGGCCAAGGUGGAGAAGGAGGCGGCACUCAAGGCCAAGGCGGGGUGCGGUUCCAAGAGGAGGGCGGAGGAGGACCGCGAGGAGGCGCCGGCGGCUGUUGGCGUGAAGGUGCAAUGGAACGGCGAGGAUGAGUCGGAGGACGAGCUCUACAAGGCGUGCAUGGCGGAGGACUCGUUCGACUACGACUCGGACGAUAGCCUGGAUGUGUACGCCGCCAAGUACAAGGCGUUGUUCGAGCGCUUCAUAGAGGCCUGCGACGCUCGCUGCCCUUGGUUGGUGGGCAAGAGCAAGGUGGCGAAUGCUGAUGCUGAUGAGUCUCUUUUGGUGUGA